GAUUGAUAACAGCUUUAAUUACAAAUCCACUUUGGGUUGUUAAAACUCGAAUGUGUGCAACGAACAAAUCAGAUCCUGGAGCAUACAAAGGAUUAUUUGAUGGUCUUUACCAGAUAAUUAAAUAUGAAGGUUUUUUUGGAUUCUACAAAGGCAUUAUUCCAUCUUUAUUAGGUACAUCUCAUGGUGCCAUACAAUUCAUGAUAUAUGAAGAAAUGAAAAAAUGGAGACUUAAAAUUACACCAGAUAAAGAUAGAGAGAGAUUGGUAAAUGGAAUCCAUUUUUGGGAACUAAAAAUUUUAAAUUUAGAUUUCAUACUGUUGUGCCUUAGAUUAAAACUGGCCAAUGUUAAGGAUAAUUUUGAAUAUCUUUUAAUGUCAGGUUCAUCCAAAGCAUUUGCAAGCAUUACCACAUAUCCAUAUCAGGUUAUACGAGCAAGAUUACAAAAUCAGAAAAACGAAGCGAAAUAUUUAGGUAUAUUCGAUACCAUGAGAAAAAUCUUACGAAAAGAAGGAUUUUUAGGAUUUUACAAAGGACUAGCACCAAAUAUUUUAAAAGUUCUUCCUGGGACAUGUACAACAUUUUUAGUUUAUGAAAACGUGAAUUCAUUUUUCAAAGAACACGCAAGAUAUGAUUAA
Dentiscutata erythropus is the source of this 635-nucleotide messenger RNA. NCBI's taxonomy places the organism in Eukaryota, Fungi, Glomeromycota, Glomeromycetes, Diversisporales, Gigasporaceae. The record is from the annotation of a GenBank genome assembly.